CCUGUCCGUGUAUUGAGAAAUAUUGACAGUUCACGCCAUGAGUUACUUGAUUUCUUUGGAUUAGAAGUAUAUAGUUAUGAAUUAAAUUAUGGAUCUAAAAUCAAAAGUAAACAUUCUAUUUGGAGACGGAUACUGAUGGAGGAUCCAGGAUUCAGAUCCCUGGGACGUCAACAAUUAGAAAGUGAAUUGAGGAAAAUUCGGGAGCCCUCUGCUGAUUUGUUUGGAAUUCAAUUAGAAGUUACCUUUAGAUUACUUGAAGCUGAGAAGAGAAAAUUAUCAGUAUUACAAUCAGAACUUGGCCAGCUGAAUAAUAAUGAUUAUGGACAUGACGUAGCUCAGAAAAGAGCUGCUAUUGGACAAAUCCAGUCUAGUGUAACUCGUUUCCAGUUAAAUUAUAAUAGACUUGAGCAAGAAUACAAAGUAGCAGCCAUGGGCAUGAUUAAAAGACAACAUAAAAGAGGCUCUUCCAGAAGCCAGCCAGCAAUUGGAUUGAAACAGACUUCCAAAUCAAGGCCUUCAAUAUUUGGUACCAUUGCUAAAGAAAAACCAAAUAAAAAAGAAAAAAGAUUGAGUGUUGGGCCACAGAUGAUAAGUCUCUCUCGCAUGUUUGAUCUUAGACCAUCAGGAUACGACAGCCAGGUACCAAGUCAUUACACGGAAGACGAGGCAUUAAUCUUUGAAGAAGGAAACCUAAUGGCUGGCUCAUUAGAAGCUCUGAUACAGCAUCUUGUACCAACCACAAACUACCAUCCUGAUAGAACCUAUGUUUUUGCCUUCUUGUUGAGUUCAAGGCUUUACAUCAAACCUCAUAUUCUUCUAAAAGAAGUCUGCCAGAUAUGUGUAUUCCAGCAGAAUUUAGCUGAAGAUGAAGUAAAUCAGGAAAAACUGGGAACAUUUGGUCCAAAUAUACUGCAGUUGUUAGGAGAAUGGACAGAAAUGUUUCCAUACGAUUUCCGAGAUGACAGAAUGAUGAAACAGUUAAAAGAAAUCACCCAAAGAAUCAUUAGUAUUUAUCCAGAACUCCAAACAGAUUUUGCUAGUCUUACUCAUAACUUAAUUAAUAAGUUAUCCUCAUUACAUAAAUAUGAAGAAGAAUUGUCCAAGAUCAAUACAGAAGCUAUCAGAAAAUCCAGUAUACAGGAAGUUCCUACAACUGACAUUACUGAAAUCUGUCCUAGUCCAUUAGAAUGUGCACAACAACUCACUCAUAUAGAAUUAGAACGACUUGGUCAGAUUGGUCCAGAAGAGUUUGUUCAAGCCUUUGCCAAAGAACCUGUCAGUUCAGAGACAUCUUUUAAAGAUAUGAAGAAAACCUCCAACUUAGAAGCUUAUGUUAAUUGGUUUAAUAGAUUAAGUUACCUAAUCACAACAGAAAUAUGUUCACAUUUAAAGAAGAAAAAUCGUGUAAAAGUGAUAGAAUACUUCUUAGAUGUUGGGAAGGAAUGCAUCAACAUUGGAAACUUUAAUUCCCUUAUAGCCAUUAUAGCUGGUCUUAAUAUGAGCCAAGUGUCAAGGUUAAAGAAAACAUGGGCUAAAGUAAAUACAGCAAAAUUUGAGAUUUUAGAACAUCAAAUGGAUCCCUCCAACAACUUUGGCAGCUAUAGGUCCUGUCUGAAGGCAGCCAUGUGGAGAUCAGAGAACGCUACCAAUGCACGAGAAAAGAUAGUCAUUCCUUUCUUCAGUCUGUUUGUAAAAGAUCUGUAUUUCCUUAAUGAAGGCCAUUCUAGCAAAUUAGAAAAUGGUAAUAUCAACUUUGAAAAGUUCUGGCAGCUAGCUAAACAGAUUUCAGGAUUAAUCAACUGGCAACAAGUUCAGUGUCCAUUUGAGAAGAAAGCAGAUGUUUUACAUUAUAUUCUAACAAAUCCAGUUUUCUCAGAGUCAAAUUUAAGUUUAGCAUCAUUUGAAUGUGAAGCACCAUUCUCAAAAAAUGAAAAAGAGAGACACAAAGACUUAAAAUCAAAAGUUGGCAUCUCAUGACGAAGAUGAAGCAAUGUAAAUAAAGCAUGGUACCUAUUACCUGGAGUUUACUGCAGAUGACCUUGACAUUUGUACAGUUGUUGAUGCACCUGUGUAGAGACUCGAGCUGGUUUACGAUUUUUAAAUCAGGACCAGUCCAAGAAUAGAAGAGAUAGUCCGAAGGACAGAAUACUUGCAUCAGCUGUUGGAUGCAAAAAAGACUUGAUGAUUAGAACAAACAUUGACUGUGUUCCUUUGACAUUCCAGCCAUAGAUAAUCACAUGAUAAUCAUGUGACUAUCAUAUUUGUUAGUGCUAUAUCUUUGUCUAGUGCAAUGUUUUCAUUGAUUUAUCAUGCCUCAUCACAACGAAGUUAUCAGGACAUAUUUUGUAGAGUUAUAUUUUAAUUAAAUGAAUGUUAAAUAUUUGUAGUCAUAUCUAAUGUAUAUACUUAAUUGAUAUGCUUCAUUAGAUUUUGUUAGUUCUAAAAUGAUGUAUUUAUAAAAUUAAGUCUUAUCUGAAUAUAUAUGUACAUGUAUUUAACCACACUCUAUUACCAGCUAUUUUUAGGGCAAAUGCAAUAGGUUACUUAGUUGCAAAUAUACACUUCACGAUUGCAAAGUCCAUUAUAUUGCAAUGCCAAUCGGAAGAGCAGAACAUAUGCUUCACUCAAUAGCAAAAAAAACAAUUGUUUUUAACAUAAUUGAAAACAAAGAUCUUAGAUGCAUCUGCCAUAGUGAUAGCUAGUUAUAAGGGUGUGAUCACUGGCUGUUUUUUUCUAUAGGAAGUCAGGGUAAUUGAUGAGUAUUCAUGUAGCAAUGUCAUCUUUCUACCUAAGCAACAGUUUUGAUGAAAGGUUACAGAGUUUGUUAGUUGGUGCUUAUUUUCUUUCAAACACAAAUGAGUAUUUCAGCAAAUGUAAGAAUUAUUCUUUGGCUUAUAAAAGAUAAGAAAAAUAAUAUCAAACUGAACUAAAGACAGAAUAUCUCACAUUUUAAACAAAAAUUUAACUAUUGCCAAAUUAAUCUUGUUACAAAAUUUACCUCAAAUUAUUUGACCAUUCCAUUCAUUCAAUUAAACAUUGUUCAUCCCUGCUAGUCAGUGACUCAUCAUGGUUAUGUGAACUCUUAAAAUAGACUUAAAUAUUGAAGCUUUUGCUUUAGAUGUUUGACUGUAAAUGGCAUUAACUUAGGAAGAGGUUUGGUAAAGAUUACAGUUAUUAUUUAAAGAUACUUUUGUAUAUGUGCUUAGUCAAAACUAAAACUUGUGAUGAUUUGGCAGUUUGAUUGAUUGAUUGAUUGUUGGUUGCUUUACGCCACAUUAGCACCUAGAACUUGAUUUGUCAGUUUGAAGCUUAAAAAGAUUAAGAGGGUUUGGUAUUUUUGGCUUGCUUGUUGAUGUUGUUUUGCAAAUCAGUAAUACUAAAAAAGAAUUACGCUGAAAAUUAUUUUUAUAUCUUUAUUUUUAUAGAGUUUGUAAUGUCAUUGUUAUCUUCAUAGAUUGCUACAUUUUAUAGAAAGUAUUAGGACGAUUAAUUUACUUUUAAUUGGAAAUUUUGAUGAUAAUGGCCCACAACAAUAAAAGUAAUAUUAAAAAAUUACAAUUGCCCAAUUUGAAGACAAGAUGCACUUAUAGUGUUUAUAUAAUGGAUAUGUAGUAGUUGGACUAAAGGCCAUAACCUCUUCUUUUUAUUGUGAUAUCAUUGAGUUAAAUUAUUCAACCAAUGUUAUAAAUGCUUUUAAGUUAUUAAAAUACUCAUGUAGGUACAAUGUAUAACAGUUUUGUAUUUUAAAAAAUGAUGGAAAAACAUAGAAAGAAAUCAAUGGACAUUUUUCACCCAUUUUCUGAAUAAAUGCAUCAUUUUUAUAAUCACUCUAUAUUCUAAAAUGUAAAUACAUUUUCAUUCUCUAUUGAAUUUAUAAGAAAGAAAGUCAAUUGACUUCAUUCAAAGUUUUGAAAUGUUAAUAGCAUUUCUUAUUACAAUUUACUCUUGAAACUCUGAAAUUCUGAAUAAAGAAAAAACACCCAAGAGGAUACUUUUUGUUCUUUUUAAAAUUAAAGAGACCUAUACUCAUAUCAUUUGACUUCGUUUUAUCUUAUUCAUCCAUUAACAUAAUGUUCAUUAUAUACAGAGCUCCACUUGUUGUUGAUCACAAUCAUUGAGAUUAUUCUGUUAUGGUGCUUUUUAAAACAUUAUUUAAGAUUUUCACAUCACACACAUCGGAAAUUUACAUUUGGUUUUGUGAUCAUGGAUUUUACACUUGUUAAAUAAAUUUCAUAUUAUUUUGGAAAUUUUAAUUGUAACUGAAAUGUUAUAUUGUUUUGGAUAUUUCCUAAGAAUUUUAUGUCAGCUUUAAAUGUUAUAUUUUAUGUCACUUAACUUUAUCAGUAGAAGUUCAAGAAUUGAUUUAGAUAUUUUACUUACUGAUUUUGUUCCUUACACGCUUUUUAGUAAUGCAAAAAAAAUGUUCAGGAUUAAUGUCACAGUAAUUGAACUAAAAUCUUAUUUUACUUAACAUUUUUGUAAACGUGACAGUGGUCAUAGAUUAUUAAUGAUAAAAACGCACAUAAAAUUUGGAAUAUAGACAAACUUAUAAGGGAGAUAACUCCCGGUCAUAUUUCAUAUUUAUAAGAAAGAUAACUCCUAGUCAUUAUGAAAUCUUCAUAAUUCAUUUAUCAUACAUAGCGUAAAGCUUUGAAUGUUUGUUUUACAUAUUGUUACAGCGAGAAUGUUUUUAAUUGUGGAAAAGAACAUGUUAUAUCUAAACUUCAUUUUACAUGGUACAUUUUGUUUUACUGUGUCCUUGUUACUGCUCAUUCAAAAGGUUGAGAAAGUUAUUUGUUAUUACCUACUAUGUAAAUAUUUGAUGAUUUAUAUGGACUUGUUGAAUCUCUCAAUGAAAAAUAAAUAAAUUAAAAAAAAUAUUUAUAAAUUGA
This is a messenger RNA of Mytilus trossulus (common blue mussel), 4892 nucleotides long. Its product is annotated as ras-GEF domain-containing family member 1B-like. Gene Ontology annotation, cellular component: plasma membrane. The record is from RefSeq and is a predicted model, not a curated record. Gene Ontology annotation, biological process: Ras protein signal transduction; positive regulation of GTPase activity. Bases 136 to 1977 code for a protein of 613 amino acids. NCBI's taxonomy places the organism in Eukaryota, Metazoa, Mollusca, Bivalvia, Mytilida, Mytilidae. The transcript has 22 exons. Gene Ontology annotation, molecular function: guanyl-nucleotide exchange factor activity.